Messenger RNA from Aureobasidium namibiae CBS 147.97, 738 nucleotides. RefSeq lists its product as uncharacterized. The transcript is spliced from 3 exons. Lineage: Eukaryota; Fungi; Ascomycota; Dothideomycetes; Dothideales; Saccotheciaceae. The record is from RefSeq and is a predicted model, not a curated record. The coding region runs from base 1 to 738 and encodes 245 amino acids.
AUGGCGGGAUGCGACAUUUCGGGUGGAGUGACAUGGGAUGAAGACGACCCUGCUUGUGGGAUCAUCAAGCAAAACACAUGGCGUGCUCUGGUAUCAUUACGCAACAGCUUCUGGGCGGUUUCUGUUGAGCCUCCGCCUGAUGAAGAAUGCAUUUCAUGCACAAGAGCGCAACGGGAUCAUACCCUCGAGGAACGUGCAGCGGCACCACAGAUCGACACCGGUCACACUGCGCAGAAGACGCAGCAGCUUCUGGACGAUUUGCUCAAUGCCAUGGAGCUUGCGUCUUGUGUCCGCGACCCAAGCUGUGGCCACAUCGUGGACAAGAUUUUUCCCAAGUACUUCCCACCCUCUGAGAAAGCUACUGUCGAUGGUACGUCUCUGCUGUCAGUAGGCAUCAAGAUGUCGACCGAAACAGAUGUUAGUAUACCUGAACAUGGACGAUGGGCGAGCCAGCUGGAGGAUAUAUACGGCAAGAUCCAUCAUCUUGCACGAGUAUACGCAUACUCUGACAUUCGUCGCGCCUCCUCUUGCGAAAGAAGCGGACGAUGGCGAAUAUAUAUGGUCCUUGGGAGGUCUGUGGGUUUGGCCAUGGCGACGAAUAACGCCGACAGUUAUUCGUGGGCCGCCAACGAAAUCGUCUGGACGGUACAUUGUCAGAGGAAGCAUUACGCAGGUCCAAUUCAAGCUGUUGAACAGAGCUUAGGGCUUCUGCUGCACAGCUAUGUUGGAUAUAGUUAA